Messenger RNA from Stylophora pistillata, 6234 nucleotides. RefSeq names its product NFX1-type zinc finger-containing protein 1. The record is from RefSeq and is a predicted model, not a curated record. NCBI's taxonomy places the organism in Eukaryota, Metazoa, Cnidaria, Anthozoa, Scleractinia, Pocilloporidae. Gene Ontology annotation, biological process: regulatory ncRNA-mediated heterochromatin formation. Gene Ontology annotation, cellular component: nuclear RNA-directed RNA polymerase complex. Gene Ontology annotation, molecular function: helicase activity.
AUGUCACGUUCCUCAAGAAAUUCUCCGAGGGAUUUUCAAAGUGAGUUCAAAGCUUCUUCUUCUCAUAAUCGGAAGCGAAGGUCCGAACCUGUCCGGAGGAUCGAUGACGCUUCGAAACGGAGACGAACAGUCCCUGUAGUUGGGGAGGACAAGAGUAAUACUACUCAGCCUAUCAGCUUCAAAGAAUUGGAAAGAAUCUGCAGAGAGCCAUCGGCUUUAAAGCUGAUUAGCAAAGCGGAGAGGUUCGAGGCUCUGUUGGCCUCAGAGAAGUUAGACAACGAGGAAUCGAACCCUGUCUUUCUAAAGCUGGUAAUAUCUGCUUUUCAUCUUCUAUGCUCAGCGAACAACCGUGACCUCAUCUCUAAAAAUGUCGACAGGUUAUUAUGUUCCCCCACAGCGAAGAAUUUCAUUACAGGGACGGUUCUAUCGAGUUUCAUCAACAAACUGCCUCAUUCUAACCACUGGAAAGACGAGGAAGAACUUGUUUGCACAGUGAGUAACCUGACAGAAAUUUUUGUCGCAUUUCUUCAGAGAUUUGGUAAUGACAUAGUUCACAAGCUACUGCUGCCACAGCUUAGAAUAUCGCUCAAUGACCUGAAAGAGUCGAACCUGGUCCAAGAUUUCGAUCAUCUUGAGAAGAUGAUCCAGCAAUUAGAAGAAUUGAGAAAAGAAGUCAUUCGGAAUGCAAAAUGUGAAAGUGAUCAGAAUUCACAAUGUGAGCCACCAGAAAACUUCAAAAAGUUGAGCAUCAUUCCUCAAGUAGACGAUCUAAUUGCCAGACCUUUCCUUCGCGAAAACAUCACCGACAAAAGGUUUAAAGACUUGGACCACUAUCUAGAUGUACAGUUUCGUCUUUUGAGAGAGGACUUUCUGAAACCGCUUCGUGAUGGAAUACAACAACUGAAAACAAGCAAUGCCCUCGGACCUAAUCAUGAAAACAAACGCAAACGCGCCAAUGACAUUCAUGUUUAUUAUGAUGUCACCAUCCAGUUCCCCGUAUGUGGCAAAAGAAGCCGAGUUUACAAAAUCGGGUUUGACUCAAACCAUCGAAAAGUAGCACAAGUGAACUGGAAGCGAAGUAAUCGACUGAAGUAUGGAACACUUCUAUGUCUUUCAGCAGACAACUUCAAUACGCUGGUUUUCGCUACAGUAGAAAAUUCAGUUUCCGAGGAACUUAAAGAAGGACGAUUAGAGGUACGUUUCGAGAACGUUAGCUCGGAGGAAGUGAAACAGUUCGUUCAAGGAAAGGAGGUAUUUGUCAUGAUAGAGUCUCCAGCCUAUUUUGAAUCCUACAGACACGUGCUUGAAGCUCUCCAGGAGAUAAAUUCCAAGUUUCCUUUCCAGAGGCAGAUUGUGGAGUGCUGCAGGGAUGUUGAGCCACCUGAGUAUCAAAUAAACGAGGAAAACAACGGCAAUUAUAAGUUUAAAUUCGAUGGUGUCUUGGUUACAAAAAGUGAGGCGCAUCCAGAACGUUCUGAGUUGGUUGAACAGUAUGAUUCCCGAUCUUCCAUGGAAAUUGUGCCGGAUUCCUCGGCCGGUGUGGAAGUACCUGUGGAGAACGAAAUCCAUUCAGCUGUAGAAGUGUGUAAGUGCACCCCGAACGAACAUUGUUGGCCAGACAGGGAAAGCCUCGGGCUCAAUGAAUCGCAGAUGCGUGCAUUCAAAAUGGCGCUGACCAAAAGGUUUGCUGUAAUUCAAGGACCGCCAGGGACUGGGAAGACAUACGUGGGUUGGAAGAUUGCACGUGUUCUUUUGCAAACCUUUCUCUUGGCGGAUGAGGAGGAUCAGACACCAAUCUUGAUGGUGUCCUACACAAAUCACGCCUUGGACCACUUUCUGGAAGGACUCUUGUCAACAACGACAAGUUUAAUUCGUGUUGGUGGCCGGAAAAUAAGUAGACAACUUGAAAAAUAUUCCUUGAAGAGCCUUCGUAGGAAAAUGCAUCGGAAAAAAGUGGUUCCAGAUGAAAUUUUCGAAGCCAGAUUGAAGACUGAAAGUGACACCGCGACGCAAAAAGUCUUCUCUGAGAGAUCAUUCGAUAUUUUACGUAGUCUGAGGGCCGGCGUAGUGUCCAUGAAAGUCCUUGGUCAUUCUGAUUAUGUGCGUCGAGCGCAUUACUCCCAACUCAGUAAAGAAGCUGGACCAGUAUCAAUUAACGAAGCUCUUCUUGACUGGUUGCGAAUUAAAAGGCGACAUAAACGUGGACGAGAAUUCCCUCUUCACGACGAGUUGGAGGAAGAAGGGUAUGGCGACGGCUACGGUGUAGCUUUUGACAACGAGCCUUUUGAUGACAAAGAUCUGGACAAAAUGGCUCAUAAAAUAUCCAUUCUCUCGGUUGAAGACGCUGCUUACCCUAAGGAAGUAAAACGAAAUCUUUUGAGUGAAGAACUCAUGACAGAAGACGAGGAGAUUCAUCUUGAUGAUAUAUAUGGGUUAAAAACAGAAGAUCGCUGGAGGCUUUACAGGCUGUGGAGAAAGAGGGCGGAGGAACAUCACAACGAGCUCUUCCUAACGAGGCAAGGCGAGUAUGAAGAAGCCAUAGAAAGAGAGCAGGAGAUCACCAGAAAGGAAGAAUACGAAAUUCUGCGCAAGGCGUGUGUUAUUGGAAUGACGACCACGUGUGCCGCAAAAUACCGCAGUAUUCUCAAUAUGAUCCGUCCCAGGAUCGUUAUAGUCGAAGAAGCCGCAGAAGUAUUGGAGGCUCACAUCAUUGCGUCUCUGACACCAGGCUGUCAGCAUUUAAUUUUGAUUGGUGAUCACCAACAACUAAGACCCACUCCCGCAGUCUAUGAAAUGGCUAAGAAGUUCAAGCUGGAUGUGUCCCUCUUUGAGCGAAUGGUAAAUGUCGGAGUACAAUGCGAGAUGCUCAAUGUACAGCAUCGUAUGAGACCUGAAAUCGCUGCUCUGAUGAAACACAUUUAUGACGGUCUCGAGAAUCACGAGUCAGUGGAGAGAUAUGAAGAUAUAAAAGGAAUGAAGAAGAACAUGUUCUUUAUCAACCACAAAUAUAUGGAAGAGUCUAUUAAUCAGUCGCACAGCCACGUAAAUAAACACGAGGCCGAGUUUUUGGUCGCGCUAUGUCGAUAUUUAUUACAGCAAGGAUACGAAGCCCAUCAAAUUACCCUGCUGACAACCUACACGGGGCAGAAGUAUGCCAUCAGAGACUGCCUCCAAAAAGAUGAGGAAUCAUUGCGUAAACUUGUCUGUCAAACAACAACAGUUGACAACUUCCAAGGUGAAGAAAACGACAUCAUCCUGCUGUCUCUUGUGCGCAGUAAUAAAGACGGGAAAGUCGGAUUCAUCAAGAUUAUGAACAGGGCGUGUGUUGCUCUCUCGCGUGCAAGAAAGGGUUUGUACUGCGUUGGAAAUUUUGGCCUUCUCUCAAAACAUAGUGACAGUUGGAAGAAGAUUGUUGCAGAUUUGAAAGCUAGUGGGAGUAUUGGAAGCGCCUUGCCCCUCGUUUGUCAAAUCCACAACGACGAAGUCAGCGUUAAAGUCGCCGAAGAUUUUAGCACAAAAGUUCCCAAGGGAGGAUGUCAGCGGCCAUGUGGGGUUCGUCUGAAAUGCGGUCAUGCGUGUACGUGGGCAUGUCACCCUUAUGAUAGAGAUCACGACGAAUUUUUCUGUAAGAAACCGUGUGAAAGGAAAAGGGCAAGCUGUGACCAUACGUGCCCAAAGCGUUGCUGGGAGUCCUGCGAGCAACUUUGUGAUAUAAUGGUUGAGAAAGAGUUGCCGAUCUGUAGUCACACUACGAAGGUAAGAUGUGACACUAGUCCAAUGAUGAUAGAAUGUAAAGAACCGUGUGAGAAGGUCCUUCUAUGUGGCCAUAGAUGUCAAAGCAAAUGUGGAAAACGCUGCACGAAGAGGUGUCUAGAGAAAGUUGAGAAAACAGAUUGGCCUUGUGGACAUGAAGUCACUAUCGCCUGCUCGGCAACUUCUGCUGAUUGUCCUCAGCCUUGCGGAGCCACGUUAGAAUGUGGUCACACGUGCUCUGGAACUUGUGGCGAGUGUCGCAUGGGUAGUUUUCACAAAAGAUGCGAGAAAAAGUGUGGUCGUGUCCUAAUCUGUUCCCAUUCGUGCAAGUCGUGGUGUAGAGAGUCGUGCCCGCCUUGUACCGCGAAGUGUGAGAGCCUGUGCGUCCACAGUAGAUGCACGAAAAAUUGUGGAGAGCCAUGUACACCUUGCCGCGAGGAAUGCCCUUGGAAGUGUCCUCAUCACGUUUGUACCAAGAAGUGCAGUGAGAUGUGUGACAGACCAAGAUGUAACGAGCCAUGCGACCAAGUCAUGUCUUGUGGCCACGUUUGCUGUGGUUUGAAGUGUGAAGAAGAGUGCAUUUGUGCUGAGUGUACUCCAGUAAGAGAGAUUGUCUUCGGGACGGAGGAGGACGAAGGUGCUCGGUUCAUUAAGCUUCAAGACUGCCAGCAUGUCUUUGAAGUAACUGGCCUGGAUAGGUGGAUGGACAAAGACGAUGACGUGAUUGGGCGAAAGCAGUGUCCGCAAUGUAGGACCCCAGUCCGCACGAGCCUGCGAUACGGAAAUGUUAUCAAACAGCAGCUACACGAUAUCGAGCGAGUGAAAGCAAAACUGAUAGGAGACAAGAUGUUAUUGGACAGGAAGAAAAGGAGCCUGUUCGUUCGUGCGAGUGAGAUGUUGAAGGUGGUUGAUCAAAGUGUCAAAGCGUACUUGGAAAAACGGAAAGACAGUAUAUGGAAAACAAUGAAGAAUGAGACGAUGGCCACGAUAAUUGAAAAUCAGUUGAUGCUAAUUCAGCGUUUGCAACCGACAGGAGAGAAAAUACAAAGACAUCUCAGAACGGUGUCUCCUGAGAACAGCUCUGAAAAGAAGUUGCAGCGCCAGCAGUUUACCGAGGCACUAAGCUGCCUAAAGAAACGGCUUCUGUCUGACGAGGUAGGGCUUUUAGAGUUACAAGACAUCAACACUGAAUUCUCGAAAAUUAAUCUUCAACUGGAGCUGUAUUUGCUGAAGCGCGAAAUUAGGAUCCUGAAAGUGGAGUUAGACGAACCUUCCCACGGAAUGAUGACUGCGAUACAAAAGGAACUGUCCAGCGGCCAACACAUAGCAGACGAAGAACUGGAUAAACUAAUGAAUGACAUUGCAACUAUAAGGACAAACAAUCCCUGCUUUAAACCAUUUACGCCAGAAGAAAAAAAACAGAUCGUGUCCGCCAUGAACCUUAAACCAGGUCAAUGGUACAAAUGUCCCCAGGGACAUAUCUACGUCAUCACCGAGUGUGGCGGCCCUAUGCAGAAAAGCACAUGUCCUGAUUGCGGAUCCGUGAUUGGUGGAGAAAAUCACAGACUGGUAGAGGACAACCAAGUGGCGUCUGAGAUGGAUGGUGCGAGGUACCCGGCCUGGUCUGAACAGGCGAAUUUAGCUAACUAUGGAAACUUAGAUGAAAUAGUUUGACUUUUUUGAUGCUGACAAAGCUCAUUUAGAUUGAGCGUCGUUGGAUGAAAACCGUGUUUAUUACUAUAGCCAUUCAAAACAAAGGAAAACAAAAAGGCUACAUGCCAGCGCGCACGCAAAUUAAAAGCGCGGGAAACGCAAUUGAUUACGUCGCGACCGGUUUUAGUUUUGCAUCUGAUUGGUUAAGAUGUUAGCACGAGUUUUCUAGAUCAAUCCAAGAGCGAGGUGGAGCAAAAGCACUGUAGUCCCAGAUCACCUCUGACACUCAAAUGGAAUUGAAUCAUUUACAAAACAAUGCUAUUGCUUUAAAUUAUAGCUAUAGAUAGUGAUAGGCUAAGAAAUGUUUUUAAAUGACGAACAUGUUUCAGCAAUAGAUUUUACUUGGUAACUUGUAUGGAAUAUUUUACGCCGUGACUUCAAAGCUCGUCUGAUUUUGACCGUAAGUAACAAAACUUGAUGUACUUAUUUGCAACAGCUUGUUAUUAUAGUCUUUUUUUUUUUCACCUUAUCUUUUUCUACCUACAAUAAUCGAGGCCCUUUAAUGAAAAGAUGAGAAAUUUACCAUCUCGAUUCACGUGAUCAUUGGGCAAAAGCAUCACACAUCGACAUUCCUAUCCUAGCAUUAUACAGAAAGUUUGUUACCAUGGACCUGGUUAACAACUUAGCCUAGCAUGAGUCCCCUGUAGCUAGGCGGUAGAGUGUCCGAUGUACAAAUUAGAAGUCGUAGGCUUUUUAUUCUUCGAUACCGCCUCCCGGUUAGCUCAAUUGGUUAGAACUCCGGACUGUUGUGCGGGAGGUCGAGGUCGA